UGUUUCUCUAAAAAGAAGUCGACGCAUAAGUCCAUAUGAAAAACAGAAUUACAAUCUACUCAAAAAAAAAAUCAUUGAAUAAAAAAAGAAAUAGAAAAGUUUUAUCUCGAAGAACACAACUAACUACCUCAUUGCAUCUCAUGAAUAAUAAUUCCACCACCUCCAUCCUUCUCGAAUUACACUUAUAGAAAAUAUCAAUAAUUAAUAUUGUGCGUGUAUUUAAAGAGAAGCUAGAAUUAAAGAAGAAAAUACUGUGUUUCUUUUGUUUCGUAAACUUUUGAACCCAACACAGGUGCAUCGGAAACUGGUACAUUGUUGCUGCAGCUUUACAGGAAAUAAAGGCUUCAUGGAGGCAUUAGAAGACGUAUAUAAUAAAAUUAAAAGUAUUUAUACUUCAUAUCCUUCUUCCGAGAAAAACAGAGUUUUAAAGCAAAGGCUUAUAACAUCGCUGAAAUUUCUUGAUUAUGCAUUCGAAUCUUAUGGGGCCUCACGAAUUGCUAUGUCAUUUAAUGGAGGAAAGGAUUGCCUGGUUUUAUUGUUGCUUUGUAUAUACUGCUUAAGGGAAAAAUACGGUGGUUCGAUGGCCAAACAAAAAUUAGCAGAGAUCCCUUUUGUGUUCGUACGACCGAAAGAUGAAUUUUAUGAAAUGGAUGAAUUCGUUCAAGAUUGCAAGAACCUUUACGGUCUUAACAUUAUCAGCAUUUCCCUUCCUAUGAAAGAGGCAUUUACGCUAUUCCUAGCGGACAACCCAAAUAUCCAAGCAAUACUUAUUGGCAUUCGCCGGUUGGAUCCCCAUGGCUUGCAUCGUGUUGCUUUUGAAAUGACCGACAAAGGAUGGCCGAAAUUUAUGCGAGUUCAGCCAAUUUUAGAUUGGACUUACUCUGAGGUUUGGGACCUCUUGUUGGAAACGAAAACGAAAUACUGUAUACUAUAUGAUAAGGGUUAUACUUCCCUGGGUGGCAUUUCCGAUACAUCUCCUAAUCCUGCUCUUAAGAAUAAAGAUGGAUCCUAUUCUCCUGCUUAUUUACUCCCGGAUGCUUCAUUGGAACGGUUUGGACGUAAUCAGACCGUCCCUUUUGAACGAACCAAUUCUCGUUAUCUGUAUGAAAGUGGUCCCUCGUCGUAUGCGCCUUCUGAAGUCUCUUAACUUCUUCGGCAAGGAAUUUAAAGAACUAAAUUGUCAGCAUCCACCAACCCGAAGAUCAUUAACUUCAUUCCAUACUUAACUUUUCUCUACCGGUAAACUACUGAUUUUAGAUACCUUUUUUGUUUCCUUGCUUUAAUGAUUCAUUAACGACACUAGUAUAGCUUGUAAAAUUUUUAUAGUACAUGAAGAAUUUUUCUAAUAUGAUGAGUUUCAAUCAAAUUAAAUAGGCUCAAAAUAAAUUUUAAU
This is a messenger RNA of Schizosaccharomyces cryophilus OY26, 1393 nucleotides long. RefSeq names its product FAD synthetase. The transcript has 3 exons. Lineage: Eukaryota; Fungi; Ascomycota; Schizosaccharomycetes; Schizosaccharomycetales; Schizosaccharomycetaceae. Bases 347 to 1147 code for a protein of 266 amino acids. Gene Ontology annotation, biological process: FAD biosynthetic process. Gene Ontology annotation, molecular function: FMN adenylyltransferase activity. The record is from RefSeq and is a predicted model, not a curated record.